Molecule: messenger RNA, 1239 nt
Organism: Vigna umbellata (rice bean)
Lineage: Eukaryota; Viridiplantae; Streptophyta; Magnoliopsida; Fabales; Fabaceae
Biological process (GO): U6 snRNA 3'-end processing
Cellular component (GO): nucleus
Molecular function (GO): 3'-5'-RNA exonuclease activity
Source: RefSeq, a predicted model, not a curated record
AUAGUCGCAAGCUCACAGAGACGUUGAGAAAGAGAACAACAUUGCAACCCUUCUCGGUUUUUAGCCUUUCUCCCCUUUCUUCUCCAUCGCGAACCUGAUGACAGUGGCGGACGUGGCCGGUUCACCAUAACGCAAAACUUUGAGGACCUUGCCACAAUGAUUUUGAUUGUGAAGGAGCGGAUUGAGUUAUGUGUUAGAGUCCAAGUACCCAAACAAAAUAAAGGAGAUCUUGUAUGUUAUAAAGUGUAGACUGACAAAUGGAGGCACUGAAAUCAUGUUAUGGGGAUGGAUCUUCUGAUUCGGAUUCUGAAUCUGUACCGUCAGCUCCAACCUCUGCUCCCUCAGCUGUAUUUACACCCCUGCCACCACCUCCUAUCUCUCUCCUUGACCCAUCGGCAUUUCUUGAUCUGCAGACAUGUCAGACAACAAGAGUUAGGAGCUUCCCUCAUGUCGAUGGUAACUAUGCCUUGCAUAUUUACAUACCAAUUAACAUUUCAUCUCCAUCGAAGAAAGAACUAUCUGCUUUCUUGAAAAAAGUUUCAUCCCGGGAACCAAAUCUUUAUGUUGUUGAUGUUGAUGUCCCAUUAAAUGUGCUCUGCAAAAAUGACGAGAAGCUCGAACAAGUUGCCUUAGGAAGAGAAUUUCAUAUAAGUUUGGGAAGAACUGUUCCAAUACGAGUGCACCAGAUUGACUCAGUGAUCUCAAUGCUGAAACAGAAGCUUCAAAUUCAGCGCCAGUUUUGGAUAGACUUUAACAAGUGGGAGGUUUUUGUUAAUGAUGAUCACACUCGCACCUUUCUCUCAGUAGAAGUUGUUCAAGGAGGGUUAAUAGAGAUUUCAAAGCAAAUCGAAGCAGUCAAUACAGUUUACAGACUUCAUAAUCUUCCCGAGUUUUACAAGGAUCCUCGUCCGCACAUAUCCUUAGCAUGGGCACUGGGUGACAUUUCCCAUUCACUGAAGAAAGUUGUCGACGAGGAAAUGAAGUGCGCUGUGGGAAAAUCUUUCAAGAGUAUUUUUAGCUGUAAAUUCAAAGGUAUUGAAUGUAAGAUUGGCAAGAAAGCAUAUGCAAUAUGCAAAAUUCCUGAUGGACAGUAAUUAUACGUGCACUCUAAAGAAAGAGCAUGCGAUUACCUGAAAUAUUGAGGUGCAUGGAAUUCUUCUUAUCUAAAAUGUUGGGUUUUCUUGGUUUGGUGACACCUGAUCAUAAAUAGUUUACGAGGGAGAUGUGAAUGUGACUUCG